Molecule: messenger RNA, 1908 nt
Organism: Chrysochloris asiatica (Cape golden mole)
Lineage: Eukaryota; Metazoa; Chordata; Mammalia; Afrosoricida; Chrysochloridae
Gene: HSF4
Product: heat shock transcription factor 4
Biological process (GO): regulation of DNA-templated transcription
Molecular function (GO): sequence-specific DNA binding; DNA-binding transcription factor activity
Source: RefSeq, a predicted model, not a curated record
AUGCCCACCUCCCUGCCGAAGGCUUCUGGGACCGGAGCUGGGAUGCUCAGGAACACCCCAAUAGCUAGUCCCUGCCCUCGGGGUUCUGUUGCAUCCUGUGCCUCUGGGGAAUUGGGGCCUGUGAGAGGGAUAGCGUCACGACCAAUCCCCGACAUCUGGAGCACACUCCGAGCUCUCAACCGCUACAGGCGCCCAGCUGUGUCCGGACGAGGUGGAGUAGGGUGGGGCAGGUGUCUAAAGCCGCACUUUCUGGCGGCGCUGAACUCCGCGAGAAAUGCACUACGCAGGAAGCGCCAGCCCCACUCACUUCCUUCGGAGCUGGGCCCCGGCCCCGUGCCCGCCUUCCUCGGGAAGCUGUGGACUCUGGUGGGCGACCCGGGCACCUACCACCUGAUCCGCUGGAGCCCGGUGAGCCUAAAUUUCCUCCUAAGCGGUCAGAAACACUUCGCCAAGGAGAUGCUGCCCCAGUACUUCAGGCACAGCAACGUGGCCAACUUUGUGCGGCAACUCAACAUGUAUGGGUUUAGAAAAGUGGUGAGCUUGGAGUAGGGAGGCCUGCUCAGACCAGAGUGCGACUACGUCGUAUUCCAGCACCCCAGCUUCCUCUGCCCUACGCGACGCUGCCUAGACCAUGCCUUUCGCCCACAGGUGCCCGCGCUGCGCUGCGACGAUGGCCGCUGGCGGCCUGAGGACCUCGGGCGACUGCUGGACAAAGUACAGACACUGCGUGAAGCAUAGGAGAGUGCCGAAGAGCGGCUGCUGCGGGAGCUCAGACAGCAGAAGGAGAUCUUGUGUAGGGAGGUAAUGACGACCCUGCAGCACCGGGUCAUUGGUCAGCUAAUCCAGUGCCUCUUCGGGCCACUUCCAACGGGGACUACCAGCACAUGAGCCAAGAGAAAACUGUCCCUGAUGCUGGAUGAGAGGAGCACAUGCCCACCACCUGCCAAAUUCAGCUGUGCCCUACCUUGUCCCCUCCUGCAGGACCCCUACUUUAUUCAGCCAGGAAACCUCUUCCCUCAGACCUGGUCCAACCCAUUCCCGGACCCCACCUUCAGCCUCAGCAGUUACCAUGGAGCCAGGGGACCCAUCAUCUCUGACAUGCCUGAUGAUCCUCUAACCCCAGAAGAGACCAGAUUUUCUCCUUCCUGUGGUGAUGGGAGGAAGAAGGGUCUGGCACUCCUCAAAGAACAGCAGGUUAGCCGUGGGCUGACCCAGGCCCCAAAGGAAUGUGACUUCUGCGUGACAGCCUCCCCACUGCUACCUAUGGCUGUGGUCCUGGCCAUCUUGGAAGGGAAAGGAAGCUUCCGCUCUGAGGGGCCCAGGAAUGCCCAACAACCUGAACCAAGGGGUCCUAGGGAGGUCCCUGCCAGAGUAGGAGAACCUAAUGGGGAAAGUCUGGAGCCUGAAGGGCCCCUGAAUGUGCUGGGCCCCAGCCUCCUAGGUAGAGAAUGGAUGCUGAUGGAUUUGAACAUAGAGCUGUCCCUGAUGCAGCCCUGGGUUCCAGAGAGAGGGGCAGCUGAACUGUCAGCAAGGACACCACUCGGGAGGCCGCUCCUGCUGGAUAUCCCGGCGACUUUGGGAGGCUCAGUACUAGACCUACCCAGGGCUUUGACCAAUAACUGCAUUCUUGAAAACGGGACCUCCAAACAGUGCUCGGAAGCCUGUCCCUAUCCCUGUAAGGCCCCUUCCCCUUUGGAGCCGGCAAGGCAAAGGGGCUUGUCCCAGACGGUAGAGAGGAGGGAUCGACGAGAACUUUGGGGUAAAGUGUCUGGGAACGUCCAGGCCCACCCUGAGCACGUGGGGCCGCGGGACGAACUGCCCCCUACCCUGUCCCGCCCUGACCGAUCUCCGGGCAAAACCAAGGUGGGAAGAAAAAGCAGACUACUGACCGCAGCCCUGACCGCCUAG